GAGUGAAAGAAAAAUUUUACAGUCAAACCCCCACGUCCCGUCCUGUUCGUCUCUCCCGUCCAAGACCCCGGCGGCCAAGCCCCAGCGCCCGGCCGCCCGCCCCUCGCCGUCCCUCUCCGCCGUGCCCCUGCCUCCGCCCCACUCCGUCCGUGGGCUCGGCAGGCGACGCCGGCGUCCAAGCCCCGGCGCCCGCGCCUCUCUCCGCCCCUCUCCGCCGUGCCCCUGAUCCGCCUCGCUCCGCCCGCCCUCCCGUUCCCUGCCACGGCUCCCCUCCACCCUCGACCCCGCCUCCGCCGAGAGUAGGCCAUCCCGUCAGCGACCGAGAACGGCGCCAGCGGGGCGUCUCAAGGCGAGCCUUCUCCACUAUUUACUCCCCUCCCCCUCCUCAUUUGCUUCUCUGGUAUAUUUCUGUUCCCCAUUUCGGUAAAACCCUAGAAACUAGCACCUGAGGUUCAUGUGAAUUCGAAAUCUCGGUUUUAUUAAAUAAACCGAACUUGCCGAGUAAACUGUGCAUCUGGGCGGCUGUUUCUUGCUGAUAAAUCUUUCCUCAUGGCAAAGCCGGCCUAUGCGACAAGCAGCCUCGUUUUAGGAUAUGCUUUAUGCUCGAGCUUGCUUGCGAUCAUUAACAAGUACGCCAUCACCAAGUUCAGUUACCCUGGCCUCCUCACUGCCCUACAAUACUUGACAUCCGUGGUUGGAGUUUGGAGCCUUGGGAAGCUCGGUUUCCUCUACCAUGAGCCUUUCAACUUCCAGACUGCCAAAAAGUAUGCGCCUGCUGCUCUUGUCUUCUACCUCGCCAUAUUCACCAACACCCACCUCCUGAAGCAUGCCAAUGUCGAUACAUUUAUAGUGUUCAGAUCCUUGACCCCUCUGCUGGUUGCUGUCGCUGACACCACCUUCCGAAAGCAGCCAUGUCCUUCAAAGCUCACAUUCUUGUCCCUGGUGAUUAUCUUAGGAGGCGCGGUUGGCUAUGUGAUGACAGAUUCAGGGUUCACCCUCACGGCGUACUCGUGGGCAGUUGCUUAUCUGAUCACCAUAACUACUGAAAUGGUGUACAUAAAGCACAUGGUGACUAACCUGGGUCUCAGCACAUGGGGCUUUGUGAUCUACAACAAUCUUCUUUCACUGCUAAUGGCCCCCGUGUUUGGGGUUCUGACGGGUGAGCACCUGUCCAUCUUCAGAGCCAUUGAAUCAAGGGGCCAAGGCUGGUUCGAACUUGACGCGUUUGUUGCUGUGUCACUGUCCUGCGUGUUCGGGGUGCUCAUUAGCUUCUUUGGUUUCGCGGCAAGGAAAGCUGUCUCUGCCACGGCGUUUACAGUGACGGGGGUCGUCAACAAGUUCCUGACAGUUGCAAUCAAUGUUAUGAUCUGGGACAAGCACGCAAAUGCAUUUGGUUUGGUUUGCUUGCUCUUCACUCUGGCAGGUGGGAUACUCUAUCAGCAGUCUGUCAAAAGUAAAGGAAGUGCUCCAGCACAUCGUGAGGCUGUAGCUAACAAAGGCCGUGGUGACGAUGAUGAAGCUGAGUUUGAUCCGGAGAAGCAAAGCUUAGUUUCGUCUCCAAAGGACUCAGAUGCCUGAUACAUGUUGUUUAGCAGGUACUCAGUUUUGUCCUUUUGUCUACAACAGACACCGAGUCUUCAAAACUUGUUAUAACUAUGUAAUACAGACAAUUCAGGACGUGUUUUGUUGUUGAAGGAUGGCACACACUCACAUCACAAGUUACACACUAGAA
Molecule: messenger RNA, 1732 nt
Organism: Triticum aestivum (bread wheat)
Lineage: Eukaryota; Viridiplantae; Streptophyta; Magnoliopsida; Poales; Poaceae
Product: GDP-fucose transporter 1
Exons: 2
Coding region: 550-1578 (342 amino acids)
Source: RefSeq, a predicted model, not a curated record